CUGUGUGAGGCUAGUGGAGGGCUGCUUCUGCCGCCUUUUCUGCCUGGGGUUACAAUCAAGAUGGUACAUGCUGAAGCCUUUUCUCGUCCUUUGAGUCGGAAUGAAGUUGUUGGUUUAAUUUUCCGUUUGACAAUAUUUGGUGCAGUAACAUACUUCACAAUCAAAUGGAUGGUAGAUGCAAUUGAUCCAACUCGCAAACAAAAAGUAGAAGCUCAGAAACAGGCAGAAAAACUAAUGAAGCAAAUUGGUGUGAAAAAUGUGAAGCUUUCAGAAUAUGAAAUGAGUAUUGCUGCUCAUCUAGUAGACCCUCUUAACAUGCAUGUUACUUGGAGUGAUAUUGCAGGUUUGGAUGAUGUUAUUACAGAUCUAAAAGAUACAGUUAUCUUACCUAUUAAAAAGAAGCACUUGUUUGAAAAUUCCAGACUUCUACAGCCUCCAAAAGGCGUUCUUCUCUAUGGACCUCCAGGCUGUGGUAAAACCUUGAUCGCCAAAGCUACAGCCAAAGAAGCAGGUUGUCGAUUUAUUAAUCUUCAGCCAUCCACACUGACUGAUAAGUGGUAUGGAGAAUCCCAGAAGUUGGCCGCUGCUGUUUUCUCCCUUGCUGUCAAGCUUCAGCCUUCUAUCAUCUUUAUAGAUGAAAUAGAUUCCUUUCUACGAAACCGUUCAAGUUCUGACCAUGAAGCAACAGCUAUGAUGAAAGCUCAAUUUAUGAGCCUCUGGGAUGGAUUGGAUACUGAUCACAGCUGCCAGGUUAUAGUAAUGGGAGCUACUAAUCGUCCUCAGGAUCUUGACUCAGCUAUCAUGAGAAGAAUGCCUACAAGAUUUCAUAUCAAUCAGCCGGCACUAAAACAAAGAGAAGCAAUCCUGAAACUCAUUUUGAAAAAUGAAAAUGUGGAUAGGCAUGUGGAUCUGCUGGAAGUUGCCCAGGAAACCGAUGGGUUUUCAGGAAGUGACCUGAAAGAGAUGUGUCGGGAUGCUGCCCUCCUCUGUGUUAGGGAAUAUGUUAAUUCUGCAUCCGAAGAAAGCCGUGAUGAAGAUGAAAUUCGGCCUGUGCAACAACAGGACCUGCACCGGGCGAUUGAAAAGAUGAAGAAAUCAAAGGAUGCAGCAUUUCAGAAUGUUUUAACACAUGUUUGUUUAGAUUAAGAGUAAAGAUCAUUUGUACAGUUCAAUGUGACCUAGUUUGAUGUACCCAUUCAUCAGUAGUGGAAAAGAAUGGAGGAGUGUUCUUUAACAGUGAGGGAGUUACAUGUUUAUCACACUGGUUUUAUACUCUGAAUUCUAAGUUAUUGAGAUAGAGUUGUUAUGUAAGCUGUUACUACUUGUCAGAAAUCAUGAGGAGGAACAAUUUAAUCCAGCCUGAGUGUGGGUACUUGUGUUUGACCUCUUUAGCCAUAUGUUGCAACCUUAUAGCGUCUAAGCUGGUCUUAAAAGUAAUAAGUGAUUCAUGGAGUCAUUAGUGAGAAAUGGGGUGUGGCUAAGUGCUGGUUUCUAGCUCUGUGUGUGUGUGUUAAGUGUAUAUAUUCACACAUUUUAUAUUGACAUUCUGUAGAUACGUUUGAAUACAGAAACUUUUUUUUAUCCUAACUACUGAAUCAAAAGUACCAAAUAGUUGGUAUAGCUAAAGUUAAAAUUUGAGGUUGUGUCUAAAAGGUAAAAGGUGCAGUGAUUCAGUGAUUUCCAAUUAUCAUUUGUUUCAGCUUUUUUUUUUUUUUUUAAGUUGAGCAUCUCUGCAGUUAAAUAGUUGAAUACUGAAUACUUAGAUGCGGCUCAGUUAUUGUGGUGAUCAGGAUAGUGAAACAGCCACUUGUUCAGUUGUCAGCAGUGACUGGUUCUUGAGGUAGUUGUGAGAUCAACACUGAUGUUAUCUUUCAAAAGAGUAACAUAGAGACAUUUUAUAUAGUUGCUGUUGUGAAGUGGAUUGAAAGCCUCUCACAAAAAUGAGAGUUUUUUGAAAAAACCCAGUGCCAUUCAGUACACAUGACAUGUGAUUUUCCUUUCUUCAGUUACUGUAACAUAGUUCUGCCGUAAUCAUUGUUUUGUAAUGUUAUUUCAAAGUUAUGUGUUCUUUAGUUAAGAACAAGUGUAAUGUGAUCAUCAGACAUGAAAUGUUAGUUUAAAAUAAGUGGCUUUUACUCUGUGUUCUAAGAAUACUCAUUUUGUAACUUUAAUUUUUAAGCCUUUUUUUAAAAGCAUAUUACAAAUUGUACCCCGGUUAGUACAGAUGAUACACACCAAAAUUCCUGUCUGUAGUCAUUUGAUUCUAUGUGCACUAUGUAAGUUUUUUUUUUUUUUUUUUGUUUUGUCCAAAAUUUCACUAACCAGAAUUUUCUUACAAGCACUUAAAUACCCAGCAUGAGGAACAUGACACACUGCGAUACUGAGGUGCCAUCGGAGUCAUCAGAAAGAUUAUGUUUCGUGGUCGUGGUUUUUUUGUAUACUUUGAAAACUCAACCUCUUCAUGAGUCAUUUGAUUGAUUUCUUUGAUAAUAUAUCACGCACUGAAAUACUGGUUAUAUUUUCCUUUCAAUUGUGUUGACUGGCAGGUGGUGUAGAGGUUGCCGGAGAACACUUAGUUAACAAAAAAAAGCAAGUUUUGAACAAUUGUGAAAAUGAUUGAUCUUGAAUGCAAAGCAAAGAAUACCAAAAAUAAAAAUUUCAUCUCCAUUUUUAAUAACUAUUAUGCUAUUAUUUUAUAAAUGUGUAAUAAAGAGGGUCCCUCUUUAUUGAUUUUUCUCUAUUCCUGAUUCUUUGGGUUACAUAAAAAUUUCUGGGUGUUGUAGGGUUUUUUCUCCCACGUUUAUCAAACUUGCCCUUACACUGUUUUUGUCUUGCUGUGUGAUUUCAUUUUAGUCUUACUGAAUUGGUUGGUUGAAAGUAAGGG
Molecule: messenger RNA, 2884 nt
Organism: Condylura cristata (star-nosed mole)
Lineage: Eukaryota; Metazoa; Chordata; Mammalia; Eulipotyphla; Talpidae
Gene: ATAD1
Product: ATPase family, AAA domain containing 1
Exons: 10
Coding region: 61-1146 (361 amino acids)
Cellular component (GO): mitochondrial outer membrane
Molecular function (GO): ATP hydrolysis activity; ATP binding
Source: RefSeq, a predicted model, not a curated record